Messenger RNA from Dermacentor silvarum, 570 nucleotides. RefSeq lists its product as uncharacterized. The transcript has a single exon. Lineage: Eukaryota; Metazoa; Arthropoda; Arachnida; Ixodida; Ixodidae. Bases 1 to 570 code for a protein of 189 amino acids. Gene Ontology annotation, biological process: DNA integration. Gene Ontology annotation, molecular function: nucleic acid binding. The record is from RefSeq and is a predicted model, not a curated record.
AUGCUGCGGUCAACCACUCCAACUCGGCCCUGGGAAGAGGUGGGCGUAGAUCUUUUUCAUUUGAACGGCCAGGACUACGUCUUUCUGGUGGAUUACCGGUCAAGCUUCCCGGAAGUCAUCAGCCUGCGCUCGACGUCAGCCCCUGCUGUCAUCAACGUCAUCAAGAGCGUCUUCGCGCGCCACGGGAUCCCGAGACUGGUGCGCAGCGAUAACGGUCCACAGUUUGCUGCAAGAGAGUUCUCCACCUUCGCCGAUUCCUACGGUUUCCGCUACGUCACUAGCAGCCCCCAUUUCCCACAGUUGAACGGGGAGGUGGAACGGAUGGUGAGGACGGUCAAGGACCUGCUGCGGAAUGCGGAUGAUCCAUACCUUGCGCUUCUGGCAUACCGAGACACCCCUGGGGUAAACGGAGUGAGCCCUGCUCAGCUGUUCAUGGGCAGGCGCCUACAGCCCGGGUACCUACGACGUCGCACCAGCUGGGGCCUACCUGGCCGCCGUCGGUCCCAUUCACUCGGCGGGACCAAGACAACCGGAGGCGCCAAGCAUCCAACUUCAACAGAAGACAUGUAG